AUGAAGCUCACACAAACUCUGCUAUUCGCCCUCACGGCCUAUUCUGUUGGUGUCUCCGCCCAGGGCUUUAGAAACUUUGGGGGAGGCAACAAUGGAGGCAAUGGUGGCGGUCAAGGUGGGCAAGGUGGCCAAAAUGGUGGCAAUGGUGGCAAUCAAACUGGCAACGGCAACCAGGGCGGUCAGAACGGCGGCCAAGAUGCGGGCAAUGGUCAGAAUGGUGGCCAGGACGCCGGAGAGCCUGACGUUGCUGGCGGUCAGUCGAACUCUGCAACCGAUGCUUUCAACUUCAUCAACUUCUGCUCCGGAAAGACAAUCACCAAUGGUCUGCAGAACCGCGCAGGAUCAUGCAACCCAGUCGUCAUGGGAGAAAUUCCCAGUGAGAACAACAUGGUUUCAGCCAUCUUCCGAAACCCCAAAAACAAUGACGAUAUCGCACCCGAUACAGAUUUCACCAUCGCACUGGCAGUCAACAACCUUGAUGCGGGGUCCUUCACCGAUCCAGAUACCACAUACUACUCAGCUCCUCAAGCACUGGGCAAUGGUGGCAACAUCGUUGGCCAUACUCACGUCACAGUCCAACCGAUCGGAAACGACAAUGAUCCUCUGGACACCAAAACGUUCACGUUCUUCAAAGGCAUCAACAGUCCUCCUGACGGGAACGGCGAGUUGACCGCCGACGUAGCUGGAGGCCUGCCCACUGGCGCAUACCGUGGUCAACAGGGUCAGCAAGGCCAGCAAGGUCAGCAAGGUCAGCAAGGCCAGCAAGGUCAGCAAGGUCAACAAGGCCAGCAAGGCCAACAAGGACAACAGGGUGGCCAGGGAGGUGGUUUCAACCGAGGCAAGCCACGGUUCGGCAAAGGUCGCUACAUGCAGAGAGACUUCGUAGUAUGA
Messenger RNA from Cyphellophora attinorum, 891 nucleotides. RefSeq lists its product as uncharacterized. NCBI's taxonomy places the organism in Eukaryota, Fungi, Ascomycota, Eurotiomycetes, Chaetothyriales, Cyphellophoraceae. The transcript is spliced from 4 exons. The coding region runs from base 1 to 891 and encodes 296 amino acids. The record is from RefSeq and is a predicted model, not a curated record.